Limanda limanda (common dab) is the source of this 10059-nucleotide messenger RNA. RefSeq names its product K(lysine) acetyltransferase 6A (gene kat6a). Gene Ontology annotation, cellular component: MOZ/MORF histone acetyltransferase complex; nucleosome. Gene Ontology annotation, molecular function: histone acetyltransferase activity; DNA binding. Gene Ontology annotation, biological process: nucleosome assembly; regulation of DNA-templated transcription. NCBI's taxonomy places the organism in Eukaryota, Metazoa, Chordata, Actinopteri, Pleuronectiformes, Pleuronectidae. The transcript has 17 exons. The record is from RefSeq and is a predicted model, not a curated record. Bases 858 to 7736 code for a protein of 2292 amino acids.
CUCUAGAGCCCCUGGUCUCUGCUGGCUGCAUUUCGAGGCUUGUUGUUGUCUCCGUUUCGCCCGGUUUUGGCACCUUUUGCUCGGCGGCUCGUCACGAUAUCCCGGAUUUGUCAGCUACCGUGGUGCAAUCGGCAUGAAGGCGAUCAGCCCUGGCUGCUCCCUCGGGUGAGAUAUCUGUUCCAUCCCAGAGCUGAGAAGCCCAGAGCUGCUGGUUCAGAAGCAAAGAACAAGUGGAAGAGGAGGGGAACGUGAAUCAACAUCUCAUGGAUCGUCACUAUUCGCAGGAAACAUUUUUACUGUAUCGCCCUCGCCAUUAUCAUUGAAACACUAACUCCAUGUCUCGGAGAAGAUGAGCAUCUUUCACUACACACUCUGAGAACUGGAUAAUUUAACAGCAGCCCAAAACUGACUGAACAGGUGUUGACGGACAAAGUGGGAAACACAACUUUUUAUUUCUGAACACCCCUUUUAAAGAUCUACUCUACGUUUGUCUGUGUACUGUUGGAGUUCGAGUUGCUAAUAGACCUUUUGCUUCCUCCACGCCCCCUGCCUCUCGCCAAGGACCGUCGCCUGGCUGGGAGUGGGUGGAGGGUGAACGUGACUUUACCGGGUGGAAGCUUGGUUCAGUGGGUUUUUGCUAUGGUUAGCUGCUCCCAUUCGUGCUGCUCAUACUCAGCUUCUGAGGGACUUUCUGUUCGACCCCAGGAUAAGGGAUAGUAAGCAGGGAGAGGGCAAAGAGGAGGAGGAGGCGGCGCUACGGCGCAGGCCAGGUAUUUCCUCGCCUUACAGUCCCUAUUGUUUGUCAGCUGCCAUUGCAGUAAGGCCACACGGCCUCUGCACCUACCCAGGCUGCAGCCAUGGUGAAACUGGCAAACCCAAUGUACACCCAAUGGAUCCUAGAGGCCAUCAAGAAGGUCAAGAAGCAGAAGCAGCGACCGUCAGAGGAGCGCAUUUGCAAUGCAGUCUCCAUGUCCCAUGGUCUGGACCGCAAAACGAUUCUCGAGCAGCUAGAGCUCAGUGUCAAGGAUGGAACAAUCCUAAAGGUCACGAACAAAGGUCUAAACUCCUACAAGGACCCUGAAAACCCUGGACGCUUUGCUCUGCCCAAGUCUAAAGGUGGUGGCAGCUCUGAAAGAGGUGGGGGAGGUGGCAGCAGUAGUGGCUGUGGCAGCUCUCACUCCUACUCUGGGAAGAAACCGGGACUCGACUGGAACAAGCUGAUCAAGCGGGCACUGGAGGGGCUCCAUGAGCCUGGUGGCUCCAGCUUAAAGAACAUUGAGCGCUUUCUUAAGUGCCAGGCUGAUGUGGCGGCCUACUUGUCGGGCAGCGGCUCCAUGGGGCCUGGCCUCUUCCACCAGCACCUGAGGGUGGCCUUGAAAAGGGCAGUGGCCCAUGGACGUGUGGUUAAGCAGGGUCCAAUGUUCCAGCUCGUCAGCCGCAGCAGCUCCCAGGACGAUGGGACCGGAACAGUGUCACUGGGAUCACUACCACCUGUACGGUUGAUGCCUCACGAGAAAGACAAGCCUGUGGCAGAGCCCAUCCCAAUCUGCAGCUUCUGCUUGGGCACCAAGGAGCAGAACCGCGACAAGAAGCCAGAGGAGCUCAUCUCCUGCGCUGACUGUGGCAACAGUGGCCACCCGUCCUGUCUCAAGUUCUCCCCAGAGCUCACAGCGCGUGUCAAGGCUCUGUGGUGGCAGUGCAUCGAAUGCAAGACUUGCAGCAGCUGUCAGGAUCAAGGAAAGAAUGCGGACAACAUGUUGUUCUGCGACUCCUGUGACAGGGGGUUCCACAUGGAGUGCUGUGAUCCUCCCCUCACGCGGAUGCCAAAAGGCAUGUGGAUUUGUCAAAUCUGCCAACCCAGGAAAAAGGGAAAGACGCUUUUACAUGAAAAGGCAGCACAAAUCAAACGGCGCUACAGUGCACCGCUGGGACGGCCCAAGAACAGGCCCGGGCGGCCCUUCAAGAAACUUGGGCGUGGUCGGCGGAAGCGUUCGGUCUCGGCCAACUCGUCCUCCAGCUCCUCCUGCGAAGGUUACCCCGGGGACGAUCGGCUGCUCUUUUCGAUGCGGGACGACGACGACCUUUCACAGAGCGGCCUGCGCUUCAAUAACAAGACCAAGGGCCUCAUCGACGCCCUCACAAAGUUCUUCACACCGUCACCCGAGGGCCGCAAGGCACGACAGGAAGUGGUGGACUACUCCCAGCAGUGCCGCAUCCGUAAGAAAGCCAAUCGCAAGGGAGAAGGAGAUGACAGGGGGGACAAUCAGGAAGGCAGUGACUGGCGUGACGAAGAUGAAAAACUACCCGGCCACGAGAACCUGACGGAAAAAGACAUUGAACUGUUUCGACAAAUCCAGGAGUUGGCACUGCAGAAAGUCGGGGUGACGGGUCCACCAGAUCCUCAGAUGCGCUGUCCGUCAGUUAUUGAAUUUGGCAAGUUUGAAAUCCAGACGUGGUAUUCAUCUCCCUACCCCCAGGAGUACAGCAGGCUACCCAAGCUCUACCUGUGCGAAUUCUGCCUGCGCUACAUGAAGAGUCGCAGCAUACUCUACCAGCACAUGAAGAAGUGCAACUGGUUCCACCCUCCUGCCAACGAGAUCUACAGGAAGGAUAACGUCUCUGUAUUUGAGGUUGAUGGGAAUGUGAGCACCAUCUACUGUCAGAACCUGUGUCUGCUGGCCAAGCUGUUCCUGGACCACAAGACCCUCUACUACGACGUGGAGCCCUUCCUCUUCUACGUCCUGACACAGAACGACGGCAAAGGCUGCCACCUCGUCGGCUACUUCUCAAAGGAGAAGCACUGUCAACAGAAAUACAACGUAUCAUGCAUCAUGAUUCUUCCACAGUACCAGCGCAAGGGCUACGGACGCUUUCUCAUAGACUUCAGUUACUUAUUAUCAAAGCGUGAGGGACAGCCUGGAUCUCCAGAGAAGCCUUUGUCGGACCUGGGUCGGCUGUCCUACAUGGCCUACUGGCGCAGCGUGGUGCUGGAGUGUCUCCACGAGGUCCGUGACCGGCAGAUCUCCAUACGACAGCUCAGCAAACUGACGGGGAUCUGCCCGCAGGACAUCACCACCACCCUGCACAGCCUCACCAUGCUGGAGCAGCGAGGAGAGAGACUCGUCCUGGUGCGAAGGGACAAGCUGGUGACGAAUCACAUGAGUCGUCUGAAGGCUCGGCCGCGGCAGCUGGAGGUCGACCCCGAGUGUCUGCGCUGGACUCCCGUCAUCGUCACCAACACCGUGGUCUCUGACGCUGAUGGAGACGAUGAUGACGAGGAGGAGGACGAAGAACCCAAGAAAGACAUCCACAAGGAGAUAAAACCAAUUCACAAGGUCCCUCCAAUGUCCUGGCACAUGCGCCAACGGAAGAAAAGGGAGCAGGAGGAGGAAGAGGAGGAGGAGGACGACGAGGAUGAUGAUGAUGACGACGAUGAUGAAGAAGAGGAAAGGAAGGGCUUUUUGGGGUUUCCCAUUGGCCAGAGCUCUCCAACGUCCCCUCCCAUCCGCUGUCCACCCCCUGUCCAAGAACCCCCACGCCCCCCUCCCCCAGCCAACGGUGAACGCAGACCCCGGGGACGCCCACCCAAAAACUGGCCUUGGGGCAAAGUGAAGGACAGCCCGAGACUUGGAAGGCCACCUAAGAUCCGGCCUGUGGAGGAUGAUGACGAUGAAGAUGAGAGAACAGAGGGAGGAAAAGCCACCGGCUCUGCCACCGGCCCCCCCUCCCUUUUCUCCCUGGACAGACAGGAGUCCACAGCCUUCCACUCACUGGACAUGGCCCGGCACCCCUCCAUCACCCCCGCACGGAGAGGGCGGCCCCCGCGGAAAAAGACCGGUCCGAAGCCCAGAGUGAGUGAUGGCCCUGGGGAGGGGCUGGCCCAGCUCCCUUUGGUUUCCAGGUUAAAUGAGGCUCCGCCCGUCCGGAAGAGCUGCUUCAGUGAAAGCAGUGAAGAGGAGGACGAUGACGAUGAUGAUGAAGACGACGAUGACAGGAGAGCAUGCUCCCCGCCCGUCCUCACUAAGCCUGCUAUGGGGCUCAAAUGCAAGAAGCCUCUGAGAAAACGCCGCUUCCGCCAGCGCAGCCACCCCCACAGCAGCGUGGUAACAGAGACCAUCUCCGAGACCACCGAGGUCCUGGACGAGCCCUUCGUAGACUCCGACUCGGAGAGGCCUAUGCCCAGAUUAGAGGAGGAGACGCCACUGGGCCACCCGCUGCGCCGUUACCCCCCCGCUCGCUCUGCAUUGAGGUUGUCCGACCCAGCACCCAAAAGAGGCCGGCACUCCAACCUCUCAGAUUCAGAGGAAGAUGAACUCACACCUGUGCUGAAGCCAGUGGCUGAUCUGACAGCAACUCCAUCAAAUCCCCUGGCAGCCAACUCUGACGUCCCGUUGAAGAAGAAGAAAGGCUGGCCCAAAGGAAAGAGCCGCAAACCACUGCACUGGAAGAAACGGGGACCUGGUCGACCACCUGGGGGCGGGUCCAGGGCUGCAGAGAGCCAGGCCUUAAGCGGGGAUCCCCCACCCCCUAAAAUCAAGAUGAAGCCGGGCCGCAAGCCCCGCAGCUGGUACCUGCAGCGGGCCCAGGAAGAGGCCGAGAGGCAGGAGCAAGAAAGACAAAGGCCGUUGGAGCAGCAGCUGGACAAAGACCCUCAGCUGCUCCAGAAGGACGAUCGCAAGCGAGUCUUAACCAGCACGGAGAGGAACCCCAAACACAAAGACUCCGACGAAGAGGACGACUACCUCCCUAAGCCUGUUGAGCAGAAGGUGCCCAAGAGGAGAGGGAGACCGCCCAAGAACCGCAACCUCUGCCAGCCGCCACAGCCCGCCCCCAAACCCCCUCCUCCCUCCGAGCCAGAGGAGGAAGAGGAGGAGGACGAAGAGGAAGAGACUGAAAGAGCCUGGGAGGAGGACAAGCCCAGCCGUCCACUGUCCCGUCCCCUGCUGUCCCCGUCUUCCUCCUCUUCCACAUCAGGGCCCCGGGCCCCGCAGUCCCGGCCCCAGGACACAGACAUGGGCGACAGGGAGGAAGAGGAUGAUGAUGAUGAGCGGGAGGAAGAGGAGUGUGGCAGUAUGGGCAGCGGUGGCGGGAGCAUCAACCGACGAGCAGCCGUCACUCCAGGAAGCAGGCGCAGUGAAGACCACGAUGCAGACGAUGAAGGCGACGGACACUUGGAGGAGAAGAGCAGCAGCAGCAACAACAGCAGCAAGAAAAGAAAGAGUCAGGACUCUGAAGAGGACGAAGACGAUGAAGACGAGGAGGAGGAGCCUGCCUCCCGGGCGAGCUCUCCCCCGGUCAAAGAAGAACCCCAAGGCGGAGAGGCUUUUUUAGACACGGAGAGCAGCGCGGCCCGGGACUAUGUCAGCAAACAGGAGGAGGAAGAAGAGGAGGAGGAGGAGGAGGCUGAAGAGGAGGCGCAGGACACCAAGUGCCGGCCCCCCUCGGCCGACCCGCAGCAGGAGGAGCGGCGGCGCCGAGAGCAGGAGGAGUCGGCUGCGGCGGCGGCGGCGGUGGAGACGGUCACGGCCAUGUCCGUCCCCCCCGAGCCCCUGGAGCUGCAGCCGCUGCACCCGGACGACAAGGACGUCACGCUGCUGAUGGAGCCGCAGCACACACACUCCCACCCCCACCAGCACUCUGAGUUCAAAGAGGAGCUGGGCCACCACCACCCGCACCACCCGCACCACCACUCCAACGAGCUGGACCUGGAGACCAUGCAGGCGGUCCAGUCCCUGACCCAGGGGGAGGCCCAGGACGAAGAGGCCGAGCCCCAGCCGCACCACGGGGCGUACCAGGACUGUGAGGAGACCCUCGCCGCCUGCCGGACCCUGCAGAGCUACAGCCACACGGGGGAGACGGAGGAGGAGGCGCUGGCCUUGGCGGAGGAGUGUGGAGCCUCCCAGCACAGCAGCCCCCUCCCGAACCCCCCGGUGCAGCCCCUCCCCGGUCAGUCUGUGCGCUCUGUGAACAGCCCGGGGUUGCCCUCGGGUAUCAUGGACACAACGUCAGCCGGGCAGAGGGGGGGGACACCACUCCCCCCCGGAGCAGGUGGAGGUGCUGGAACCGGCUACACCCAAAUCACCCCGGAGCACCCCGGCUCUCUGUCCGCCCCGUCCCAGCAGAACAUGGAGACAUCGCCCAUGAUGGACGUGCCGUCGGUGCCGGACCACUCGCAGCAGGUGGUGGACAGCGGCUUCAGCGACCUGGGCAGCAUCGAGAGCACCACGGAGAACUACGACAACCCCAGCAGCUACGACUCCACCAUGGGGGGGGGGAGCAGCGGGACCGGCACCGGGGGCAACGGAGGAGGGAUGUCAGCCGCGGCCGUCACAGGAGCCUCCACCGCUUCGUCCUCUUCAGCCUCCUCUUCCUCCAGCUCGGCCCCACCCUCCUCCUCCUCCUCCUCCUCCUCCGCCUCCCAGUCCAACAGCUGCUCCUUUGUGCCGGCCCCCCCCCUCACAUCACCCACGGGUAGCGGAGGGUCCCAGCUCGCGAUGGGCGGCUGUGGCCUCAUCCAGCAAACAGGACCAGGGCCCAACAGUGGGCCGGGAGCCGGUAACGUAGGCAGCGGCGUGCCCCAGCCCCCACCACCCCCACCCCAAUCCAACACCCCCAGCUGUGGCAUUAAGUCCCCUCAGAGCUGUGGUGUGAUCGAAAGACCUCCCAGCACCAACCAGCAGCAGCAGCAACAACAACAACAGCAGCAACAACAACAACAACAACAACAGCAGCAACAACAACAACAGCAGCAGCAGCAGCAGUCCCAAAAGAAGGUUCCUCAGCAGCAGCAAGCCCCCAACCCUCCCCCCUCAGCACCGCCUCCACCACCGCACCAACAGCAGCAGCAGGCCUUGUCCCAGUGCAGUAUGGGUAACGGCUUCGCCUCCACGCCCAUGAUCAUGGAGAUCCCUGAGAGCGGCGGCGGAGGAGGAGGCCGCACCCUCUACGAGCGCAUGGGUCAGGACUUCGGCACCGGGGGUUACCCUCAACCCUCUGCCACGUUCAGCCUGGCCAAACUCCAGCAGCUCACCAACACCAUCAUGGACCCGCACGCCAUGCCCUACUCCCACUCGGCCUCGGUCACCUCCUACGCCACCAGCGUCUCCCUGUCCAACCCGGGGCUGGCCCCUUCCCCCCACACGCCCCUCCCCCAGGGCCAGCCCACCAUGACGCCGCCUCCCAACCUCAGCUCCGGCUCCAUGAACCUCGGCUCCUUGCAGCUGCAGUGCAACAUGCCCGGCUCCAACAUCGGCCUGGGACCCCCGCCGCACACCCAGAGGCUCCAGGGCCAGAUGGCGACGGUCAAGGGCCACAUCUCCAUCCGGUCCAAGGCCACCCAGCAGCUGGCCCCGGCCCCCCACCAGCAGCAGCUCUACGGCCGCAGCUCCGGGGCCAUGCAGGGCACGCCACGCACCCUGGCCGUGCAGCGCGGCAUGAUGCCAAACCUCAUGCCCACCCCGGCGCAGUACAACUCCAUGAACAUGACGCCGCUGAACGCCAUGUCGGCCGGCUACCGAAUGCCCCAGCCCAUGAUGAACAGUGGUUAUCACGGCAACCCCCCUUACAUGAACCAGUCCGCUCAGUACCCCAUGCAGAUGCAAAUGGGCAUGAUGGGAGGGCAGGGUUACCCCCAGCAGCCUAUGCAGCCCAAUCACCACGGCAACAUGAUGUACACUGGCCCCUCCCAUCACAGCUACGCUGGUGUCCCAAAGCAGUCGCCGUACAUGAGUAGAUGAGCAGCCAGGACCUGAAAGAGGAGGCACUAGGCCAGAGCUGAUUCUCGCUGUACUCUAAAUGUCAAAUGCUCCUGUUCACCCUCUCCGGUGCCUCAGCCGGUACCGGGGGGGGGAAAGCGCCUGAAAGAAACCGAGAGGGUCUUUAGGGGGUUCCUGUUUUUUCUAUGUUGAGAUUUCGUCCCCUUUUAUUUGGGCUGGUCUCCCCUCCCCUCCCAGCUGGCUGUGUACGGGAGCAAGUCUGCAGGGUUUCUGGCGCGGGGGUGUGUGUACACGGACCACGACACGUGCCGCGCUGCUUCGUGUCGGGCGAACACACGUCGGCAAACGUGGCUUCACACAGACGCAGGAGACUCCGCCUCCUCAUCAAGUGCAGGAGGAGAGCCGGGGGGAGUACAAGAAACAACGAGGAGAGAUAAAUCAGGAGCACCUUGCUUUGUCGGACUGCGAAUGAAAAACUGAAUAUAUUCAAACAUGCACACAAUCUUUUAAUUCAAAUAGGAAGCCUUACCUUGAAAAAAAGAAAGACAGUGAAACAUAGUAGGCGGACUCUUGUCUUGUUUUGUUUCGUUAAACAUGAUGUUAAAUCUUAUUUUUGUUGUCGAUGUUUCUGUUGAUUGUUUUUUUUAAAAUACUUGUGUGCAGUCAGACCUCUUAUAUGCUUUGGUCUUUAUAUGUGCAGUGAUACACUCGUGCUCUCUCGGAAAUACCCAAACAUCUCUGCAGGCCACCGGGUCACACGGCUUUUCACCUGGUUCCAGAAAAGCAAAGGAGCGGGACCUCCGGUGUGCGAGCUGUUUGUUUUUUUUAGAGUCUUUGUCUUCCUGGAACGGACAGUGUUGUUGUACCUAAAACACAGCAAAGACACAGGAGGAGACGAGCGCGUUAUUGUCCAUUUUAUGUCCAUAAAUAAAAUAAGUAGCAUUAUUUUCCAGUUUACCGCCGCUCUGAAAACGUUUAGAUGUAAAUAUUCUGGUACUUCCCAAUAUCCAGCACACACAAACACACACACACACAGGCUAGCUGUCGCCAACUGGUGGCUGGCUCAGGAAGCACUCAGCUGUUCCACACUCCACUGACAGACGGUGUACAACGUCAGCCUUUUUUUUUUUUUUUUUAGCAGUUUAGGAAAUGCAGAACAACCAGUGGGAUUCCCAUUGGACUGCUCUAAAGGAAAUUAUAGCUGACUUCCCCUCCUUAAGUGUUAGUGACCCAAAGAGGUCGAGGAGUCUGCUUUUGAAUGGUGUAUUCUGUUGAAACUGUAUUUUUUUUGUUGUUUCUUUUUUGCAAAAAUCUGCACUCCCAUUGGCUAGAAACGUGGCAGUAAGACAGUAUGCCUUUUAUAAAAGGUGUGCCUAAUUGCCUGAUCUAGUGCAUGGACUGGCCCUCGUAUAGAGAGGCACACUCUACACAUGAAAGCAGGGUCAGAGGUCAGAGGUGAGUUAGUGUUCCGAGGUCCUGUCGGCUCUGGAGGUGAACGGUUGACCUUGUCGCUCCAUGUACCAGUAUUCAAAGUCAAAAGAGGAGUUUUCGUUUUUCUUACAGACGUGACACUGCAUACUUCAGUUGUGUGUAUUGUUCUGUUCUGUACUUCCUUUUUGUUGUGUUUCUUUCUGAAUUUUAUCAGACUGGGCAGCUUUCUUUUAUGACACAAGCUGACUCUUUUUGACUUUAGAAAAACCUAUUGUAGAGAAAAUGUUUUUUCUAUAAUAUAAAAGGAAAUUCUGACAUUGAUAUUGGUACUGUCAUUUUUUUCACUUAUGUUUCAGGAAAAAAAAACAAUACAUAUUUUUUAGCUCGCCUCUUGGGUAAUACUUACUAAGAAAUUCAAAAUUUAAAAAAAUUACCACUCACUUUUAGUGACUUUAAGAUGCCUUUAACCUCUCCAUUCCAUCUCAUCUCUAGAGUUUUUCUAUCUUUGUGUAGUAUAUUAAUGCUAUUUUAAACAAAAGGACUACAAAUAUCUAAAGGUCACUUGGCAUUCUUUUUUUUUUACUACUUGUGUGUGUAUAGGAUGACUUCCUUACAUUUAAGAGGCAUGUAAAAAUGAGCUCAGUAUAUUUCUGUCUGUUUAUAUCGCUUCCCUUUUUGUAUCCUUUGUAAUUGUACAUGUUGCGUUGUAUGCUAAGAGAUGGCGCAAAAUAAAGAGGCGUGACAGCUGGGCAAACAGUGAAGGUUGUUUUGCGCCCAGCAGCCUCAACUCUCGACUCUGUCCCUGUAUGUAUUUCCAUUUAUUCGUUUUUUUUUUUGUUUUUUUUCUUAGCAAGUACUUUCAAAGAACUCUGUACAUUUUAACAUAAAAUGAAAAUAAAUUAUGUUGAGCCAU